Drosophila simulans is the source of this 2168-nucleotide messenger RNA. Its product is annotated as fibrillin-1. The coding region runs from base 34 to 2124 and encodes 696 amino acids. Gene Ontology annotation, cellular component: extracellular region. The transcript is spliced from 2 exons. Gene Ontology annotation, molecular function: chitin binding. The record is from RefSeq and is a predicted model, not a curated record. NCBI's taxonomy places the organism in Eukaryota, Metazoa, Arthropoda, Insecta, Diptera, Drosophilidae.
CAUCAGUGAGCGUUCGAUACGCGGAGUGCAAAGAUGGCCCAAUCCAGAACUAAACACUAUGGAGUGGCCCUGUGCCUAAUAAUUUCCCUCUUCGUGGGAUCGUCCAGUGCUGCGUGCUGCUCGGAGGGCGACACAAAAGUGGAUCCGGAUGAUUGCACCAAGUAUCUGAUCUGCUGCCACGGCGAAUUUGUAUCCAAGUCGUGUGCAAGCGGAUCCUAUUGGAAUUCGGAGAUAGAAAUCUGUGUCGUGGAUGAUGGCCAAUGUAGGCCUCCAACCUGUGUGGAUGGCGAAAUUACGCCGAAUCCGGAUGACUGUGCCGGCUAUUUAGAGUGCGUAAACGGAAACGAAGUGAUCCUGACCUGUCCGGAUGGCGACUACUUCAAUUCGACCCUGAAUCAGUGCGUUGAAGAUACCUGCGGCGUGUGCAUAAGCUGCACCGAGGGCAGCAAAAAGGCCGAUCUCAACGAUUGCUCCAAGUUCCAGAUAUGUGUCAACGGAAAGUACGUGUCUCAAUCUUGUGCCGCCGGAUAUUACUGGAAUUCAUUAAACAAGGAGUGCGAAGUGGAUGAGGGCCAGUGCAACGGAAAUGGAACGAUAUGUACUGAUGGCGAACUUAAGGUGGACCCCACCAAUUGCGCAGGCUACUUGGCUUGCUCGAACGGUAACUGGGUGAGCAAGCAGUGCGCCGACGGAGCUUACUUCAAUGUCACCUUGGAAUCUUGUGUACCAGACGACGAGGGAAUAUGCGUCAAUUGUAACGAGGGAUCUACAAAACCCUUGGCCGACUGUACCAUGUAUGAGAUCUGUUCCGGCGGCAAGUAUGUGACCAAGUCCUGCGACAGUGGUUACUACUGGAACAACCAGACAGAGGUCUGCGAAGUGGAUGAAGGUCAGUGCAACGGAAAUGGAACGACGUGCACUGAUGGCGAACUUAAGGUGGACCCCACCAACUGCGCAGGCUACUUGGCUUGCUCGAACGGUAACUGGGUGAGCAAGCAAUGCGCCGACGGAGCUUACUUCAAUGUCACACUGGAGUCUUGUGUACCAGACGACGAGGGAAUAUGCGUCAACUGUAACGAGGGAUCUACAAAACCCUUGGCCGACUGUACCAUGUAUGAGAUCUGUUCCGGCGGCAAGUAUGUGACCAAGUCCUGCGACACUGGUUACUACUGGAACAACCAGACAGAGGUCUGCGAUGUGGAUGAAGGUCAGUGCAACGGAAAUGGAACGACGUGCACUGAUGGCGAACUUAAGGUGGACCCCACCAACUGCGCAGGCUACUUGGCUUGCUCGAACGGUAACUGGGUGAGCAAGCAAUGCGCCGACGGAGCUUACUUCAAUGUCACACUGGAGUCUUGUGUACCAGACGACGAGGGAAUAUGCGUCAAUUGUAACGAGGGAUCUACAAAACCCUUGGCCGACUGUACCAUGUAUGAGAUCUGUUCCGGCGGCAAGUAUGUGACCAAGUCCUGCGACAGUGGUUACUACUGGAACAACCAGACAGAGGUCUGCGAAGUGGAUAAUGGUCAGUGCAACGGAAAUGGAACGACGUGCACUGAGAAUGAGGUAAAGGUGAAUCCUGCGGACUGCGCCGGAUACCUGCAGUGCAUAAACGGAAACUUUGUGGCCAGGAUGUGCUCCGCUACGCAGUUCUUCAAUGCCACACUGAAUGAAUGUGAGGUCGACACACAGAAUGUGUGCAUUCCGAAAACCUGCGAUCCCGACUGCUGCGAUGUGCCCAACAACUCCAUCUGGCCCGUGGAGAAAAAUUGCUCCGCCUUCUACCAGUGCGUAAAUGGUAACAAAUAUGAGCAGCGCUGCUCCAACAACCUGCAAUACAAUUCAUUAAUAGAGCAGUGCGAUUAUCCUGAAAAUGUUAAAUGCGACGAUGGAUCUGCACCGCCGAGUGGUCCGAAUGCCGGACCCUCGGGAACUUAUUGCGAGAGCCACGGACGAUGUGUUGGCCAGCGGGAUGGUACCAUGUUCGCCGAUGCCAGCGGAGAUUGUAGUUCCAAUUAUGUAGUCUGCCAGUGCGAGUGUGAGGUGAACUUCACUUGCUCCUCUGGACUUUUGUACAAUUCGCAGGUCAAAUCCUGCGAUUGGCCCGAUAAUGUUAAGUGCUAAGAGGUUUCAAUAAACAAUAUUUAAAGCAGAGUAUUAAACGAAAA